AUGAAGAGCAUCGCUCCUAACUUUAUAGAGAAGGCAACCCAAAGUUUAGUGGAAUUGGUGAAAAAUGAAGCUCAAUAUUUAUGUUGCUUCAAUAGUUAUGUUCAAGAAUAUGAGCAUGCAAAGGAAAGAUUGAAUGCAAAACUUGAAGAUCUAAGGAGAAUAAUUGAUCAAGCAAGAGGUGUUUCUCAUAUCACAUUUGUUGCCCUACAAUGGACACGUGAAGCUGAAGAACUCAUUGAUGUUGACAUUAAGAAAGAGAAAUGCCUUCAUGACUUGUGUCUUAAUUGCUGGCAUCAAUAUCAGAAAGGCAAAGACUUGGUGAAGCGGACUCUAGAUAUUGACAAACUUCUAGAGAGAUGUAACUCUGACAUAGUAGCAAGUCCAAUUGAUCUUCCAGGUAUAAAAUACCAUUGCUUACCAAAUUUCUUACAUUUUGAGAGCAGAAAGUCAACAUUUGAAGAACUUAAAAAGGCACUAGAAGAUGAAGAAAACAAUAUGAUUGGACUGGAAGGCUUAGGGGGAACAGGCAAAACCUCAAUGGCAAAGGAAGUGGGUGUUGAAUUAGAAGGAUCCACGUUCGGAAAAGUCAUCUUUCUUGUUGUCUCUAAGCUUCCAGAUUUCAAAAAGCUUCGAGGUGAAAUUGCUAGGAAUUUGGAUUUGAAAUUAGAGAAUGGAAUGGAAGAAGUACCCCAUCACAAAAUAUUGGCCAAAAUCAAAGCAUUAAAAGAAAAACUUCUUAUAGUACUAGAUGAUGUGUGGAUGGAGUUUGAUCCCACAAAAGAGUUGGGGAUUCCUCCUCCCCACCUGCAGAAGGGUUGUACUAUAUUGAUAACCACCCGGAUUGAAGAGAUUUGUACAAAGAUGGAUUGCCAAAGAAACAUUCAUCUAGAUGCAUUGACCGAUAAGGACGCAUUGUCUCUUUUCCUCAAGCAUACUAGUAGUUCCUCUAAUUUGGAGAGUUUGCCACUUAUUGUGGAGCACUGCCAUGGAGUACCAGUUGUAAUUGUUGCUGUAGCAAGAUCAUUAAAAGGUCGACCUUCUAGAGUUUGGAAGGAAGCCUUGAGGAACUUGCAAAGCGGUGAGCCAAUAUUUAAGGUUCGUGAUGAUGAUUUAAAAGGGGUCUAUGAAGGUUUGAAGUUGAGCUAUGAUAAUUUGAAAAAUGAAAAAGCCAAAAAGCUCUUGUUGAUAUCUUCCCUAUUCCCUGAAGAUUUUAAGAUUCCUAUUGAGUUUUUAAUCAAAAUUGGUGUAGGAAUGGACCAUUUUGGGGAAGUUGAUAACUACAAUGAAAGAAGAAGAAAAGUACUUGAUGCUAUAGCGGAACUCCUAGGUUCUUCUUUAUUAUUGGAUGCGGGGAGGGAAUGUGUAAAGAUGCAUGAUUUAGUUCAUGAAGUAGCCUUAUUAAUAGGAGAAAAGGAUGUUCAAUCUGUCAUUGAAUCUAAACAGCCUAAAAAGGGCUUGCAAUGUUUAUUUUGGAAAAGCAAUUCUUUUCCAAGAUACUUUGAUGGUAGAAACCUUGAGGUUUUACUUUGGGUUCUAGAUGACUUAGAGGAUUUGGAAGUCCACGAUACAUUCUUCACAGAGAUGAAAAAGCUCAAAGUUUGGUUUCUAUGGAGUGAAGCUCUCUAUCAAAUUUCAGCUCCAUCACUAUUUUCAUCAAUUCAGUCAUUUCAAAAUAUUCAAACUCUCAAGAUAGGAAAUUUUGCAUUAUGCGACAGCAUCUCUAUGUUGGGAAGGUUACCAAAUCUUGAGAGUCUGUGGUUUGAUCAUUGUUUAAUUAUUAAAUCACCUGGAGAAAAUUUUGAGCUAGAGAAGUUGAGAUUCUUAGGGAUAGAAAAUUGUGAUAUCAAUAUGAGUAAUCCUUUUGAACUGAUUGAAGCAUGCCCAAAGCUAGAGGAGCUGACUUUUUUGAGAAAUCUGUAUGAUGAGAAGGAAAUAGAAAAUACAAUUUCUCAUAAAGCAUCUUUUCAUACAUUACAGAUAUACCAAAUAUCUUGUGAUGGUCAGGAUGAAUUUUUAGAUUAUUUUGAGCAAUGUGGUCCCCUGUCAAGAUGCUUUAAGCCAAGACAUUUAAGGCAUUUAAUCUUUGAGGCAACAUUCAAGCAACUUGCUAAAACAGCUGAGGUUCUCAUCUUAGAUGGUUAUGGAGAAACAAAACAGAAAAAUCUAAUCCCUGAUAUUGUUCUAGUAAACAACAGAGGCAUGACUAACUUAAUCAUUCUUAAAUUGGAUUUUUGGCAUGACAUGCAAUGUCUUAUUGAUGCUGCGAACAAUCGCUUUGAUGUGAAGAAUGCUUUUUCCAAUUUAGUUGGACUAUAUCUUUCUGAAAUGGGACUAAACAAUAUAUUAUUUAAUGGCCACUAUAACCUUUGUCAUCUCAAGACCUUGAAAUUGAACGGGUGUCCAAACCUGACUUCAAUUUUCCUCCCAUCCACCGCUCAAAGUCUUUCGCAGUUAGAGGAGUUGAAAAUUGAGAGAUGUGAUAAAUUGGAAUGCAUUAUAGAAGAUAAGAGUUCAAGAGGGGAAAUAGUUGGUGGUGAUAGUGACAAUGAUCAAAAGAGCUACGACACAUUGUUUCCAAAAUUUAAAUAUCUUGAAAUCAGGUGGUGUGACAAAUUAGAAAUAAUAUUGCCAAUCCUUCUCAGUGGAUGGCCUCUGGAAAGAAUAACCAUAGUGUGGUGCGAGAAGUUGAAAUAUAUAUUUGAUAAGUUGCAAGAGGUCAAUGAUAUGCUCCCCAACCUGAAAAGCAUGGAACUUUAUGGACUAGCAAGUUUGGUUGGUGUUUUUAGGGAGUAUGAAAAAUCCAUCUCUUCAUCACUGCAACAGCCAGCACCCACACCUCUAAGCACCAAGACAUGUUCUUUUUCUUGGGCUCAAGUAUGUUGUUUUAAAUCAAAGGCCACAGGUGAAGAGGCUGAUGGUGCUGCUUCUACAGGGAGAUUGGUUGACGAAGGAAUUCCACAGGGAUUUCUUGCAUCUAAGAAAUGGAUUGAUACUGCUCCUAUCCUUGUGAGACAACUAGCACUCCAUGUUCGUCAUAUCAAGAAGAUGGAACUUGCAUGUCUCUCUUCAAAUUCGGUAUCAACUUUGUUCACCUUAUCCAUGGCAUCAGUGAUAUCAUGGGAAGAUUUGACAAUCAUAGGUUAUGAUGGGCUGAACCAAUUGGUGACAAGCGAGGAUGAUGAUUAUAAAGAUCAAAUCACUUGCAGUUCCAUUUUCCCAAAGUUACAGAAACUUCAUAUCUCAGAGUGCAAGGACUUGGAAUUUUUAUUUCUGUCUACAAUAUCUAUAGAAAUCAAGAAUUUAAAGUCCUUGACUAUCAAGCAUGCUCCUCAGCUAACAUAUGUUAUUGAAAAGUACCAGCAUCAGCAUUGUUUAUCCAAUCAAAAUCAGAAUGAUGAGUUGCACUUUGGUCUCCCUGCUUUGGAGGCCCUCUGUUUUGAAGACGUACCAAAAUUCAUCAGCAUUGGUCCCAUGAAUUAUAAAACGAUGUCACCAUCUCUACCACAUGUUUGUUCAGACAAAGCACAACUGAAUUUGAAUACCACAAAGGAAUUAGAUGCAUGCACAGAAGGAGUUCCUCCUUUCCUUGCAGCUCGAAGCCUUUUGGUGCAAUCAUUGAAGAAUUUAAGGGGAAUAAAACUUGAGAGAUGUGGGAACUUAAUAUCACUGUCAACUCUCUCCAUUGCGGCCUCGACAAUUUCGUUGGAAAGUUUGUCAAUCGCUAAAUGUCAUAAACUGAAGUGCAUCACAACACAUGAGGGAGAUGCUCAAGUUGAUAAUAAUAAUUACUCUUCCAUUUUCCCAGCACUAAAGAAUCUGGUAAUCGAUGAUUGCAAGGAAUUGGAAUUUGUAUUUCAAUCAUCAAUAUCUGGUGGUCUUCAAAAAUUGAAGUAUUUGACUAUUAGGAAAGUUCCUGAACUAAACUAUGUUGUUGGGAACUACCAGCAAGAUCAGCAAAAUGAAGAGCAGCAUUUCGAGCUCCCUGCUUUGGAGACCCUCUCCAUCAAAGCUGUGCCAAAGAUCAAAAGCAUUUGCGCCAAGAAUUAUAAGAUGGAUCUGUCAUCUCUUCAGAAUGUUGUGAUGUGGAAUUGCGGCAUUAAAUCUUUCGAUGAUUCUGACAUCGUGAAUCUGACAACCACAGAGGAAUUAAAUUCAUCUACAGGUAGAGUUCCUCCUUUCCAUGCAUCUCAAAUCUUGUUGGCGCAAUCAUUGGAGAAUGUUAGAAAAGUAAAACUAUGCGGAUGUUGCAACCUAAUAUCUUUGUCAACUCUAUCCCUUGCCUCAACAAUUUUGUUGGAAGAUUUGACAAUUAUAGAAUGUCAUAAACUGAAGUGCAUUGUAGAAGAUGAGGCAGAUGCUGGAACUCACAUGAACUACAAUUAUUCCAUUUUUCCAAAGUUGAAAAUGUUACGAGUUUCAGACUGCACCGCAUUGGAAUAUUUACUCCCAGCAUAUGCUUUCAGAUGCCCUGCAUAUUUGGAGUCUUUGGAGAUCGAUGGGGCUCCUUUGUUGAAAUAUGUAUUUGGAAGAAGCCAACAUGAAGACAAUAUAACUCAUCAUAAUGGGAGUAUCAAAAUUCACAUGGACUUCCCUACUUUGAAAGAUCUUUCAAUUAUGAAAGUGCCAGAACUCAUUAGCAUUUGCCCCGAAAACUACUAUUUGAGAGGGUUAUCUCCAGUGUCAUCUAUUGUUUUGGAUGCGUUUUCAGAGUUUAUAAGACCUUUCAAAGAAUUUUUAUUUUGUUGGCAUGCAAAACAACAGGAAACAAAGGAAAUGGAGACGUGCGGCCAAAUUUCAAAAACUCUAGUAGUUAGGGACUCCAAAAUAAAAGAAAUUGUUGAUUUGACACAAGUGAACACAGAACAAAAUGGGGAUGGACUUGAACGAUUGACAUCAAGUUUGCAAAAGUUGGAGUUGCAAAAUUUAAGUGAAUUGGUGAAUAUAUGUGUGGGGCCUAAACAUAUUAUAUACUUCCAUAGUCUUCAGGAGCUAUCCAUUCGUGGAUGCAAAAAGCUCAAAGUUAUCUUCCCUGCAUGUAUGGUGAGAAGCCUACCAAUGUUGCAGAAGCUAGGUAUAUCAGAAUGUGAAGAAUUAGUUCACAUUGUUGAAGAAGAUUAUGAAACAAAUGACGAUCAUCAUUUGUGCCAUGAAGCAUGCUUUCCCGACUUAGAACAAGUCUCUGUCAAUGAUUGUGACAAAUUGAGGUACUUGUUCUCUAUCACUAUUUCUGGUAUCCUUCCAAAACUAGGAUCUUUGAAGAUAAGUAGAGCCAAUGAACUUGAGCAUGUAAUGGUAAGACAAGGAGAGAUGAAAGAGAUGGCCAUGAAGGAUGUGCUUCCACAACUAAGUCAAUUGGAGCUCAUAGAUCUUCCCAACCUUGGUAGUCUCUGCUAUGGGAUAGAUUUUCAAACUUUGAAAGGAGAUGAUAACACAAAAAUGGAUGAUUGUCCCAAUUUUUCUUUUUAUGAAAUUUCAUCUGUCCGGCUUCAAGUAGGCAUUGAAACAAUAUGUUCUCAAGUUGAAGAAAAAGCAGAAGAAAAGUUUUCUUCUCAUCUCAAUACCGAACAAUCUUUAAAUACGGGAGAAGCAACACAACAAUCCCUCACUGAGGUAUGA
This is a messenger RNA of Neltuma alba, 5616 nucleotides long. RefSeq lists its product as uncharacterized. The record is from RefSeq and is a predicted model, not a curated record. Gene Ontology annotation, molecular function: ADP binding. The transcript has 6 exons. The coding region runs from base 1 to 5616 and encodes 1871 amino acids. NCBI's taxonomy places the organism in Eukaryota, Viridiplantae, Streptophyta, Magnoliopsida, Fabales, Fabaceae.